Molecule: messenger RNA, 954 nt
Organism: Thlaspi arvense
Lineage: Eukaryota; Viridiplantae; Streptophyta; Magnoliopsida; Brassicales; Brassicaceae
Source: the annotation of a GenBank genome assembly
AUGUUCCUUGUUCUUCCUCUGUGUUUCUCCUCAGUGAUUUUCUGUGCAUUCACAGUGUUUUUUCUUUCCGUUGCAAGUUUAAAGCUCGUACAAUUCUCAUUCGACCUUGGCCCUCUUUUCCCAAUUCCCAGUACCCUCUUCCGAUUCAUCUGCUUCACCUGCUUGCCCAUCAAGCUUCAAAAAAAACCUAAACCUCAAAAGGAUUUCCCUAAAUGGUUAUUUGCGAUUAAAGUCGCAAUCACUUUUUUGGUGGUACUGAUACAUGAGUUUGAUUACAUACAAUAUCUACCUCCGGUUCUACUAUUAGGUCUCUACCCUCUGCAGAUUUACCUAGGGCUUGAGACUAUCGUAGUCCCACUUCAAUUUCUGCUCACAAUCACUCUUGGUUGCGACCUCGAGCCGCUUUUCAACGAACCAUACUUAGCUACAUCUCUUCAAGACUUUUGGGGUCGCCGGUGGAAUCUCAUGGUCACGGAUAUUCUCCGGUCAACCGUCUAUUCCCCUGCGAGGUCGCUCUGCGAAUGGUUCGUAAAUCCUGAGGUCGCUUCCAUCAUUGGAGUCUUAGCGACGUUCAUAUACUCUGGCCUGGGUCACGAGGUGCUCUAUUUCGGUUUAACCCGUGAACUUCCUUCUGGAGAGGUGACUUUGUUCUUUUUGUUACAUGGAGUUUGCGUGGUGGUUGAAGUUUGGGUUAAGAAAAAGACUUUCGUGGGGCGGUGGCCGGUGAAACCGGCUGUGUCACGGCUGGUCACGGUGGGGUUUGUGUGUGUGACCAGUGGUUGGCUGUUUUUUCCUCAGUUAAAACGCGGGAAAGUGAUGGAGAGAAGCGUCAAAGAAGCCUUGUUGUUGGUUGAUUUCUUCAAGAGCAAGUUUUUUUGUUUCCUUGGUGAUAUAAUGGAUCACGGAAACAUGAUGCUAAGUUUUCAAAACGCAGAUCAUCAUAACUAUUAUUAA